Molecule: messenger RNA, 1842 nt
Organism: Drosophila albomicans
Lineage: Eukaryota; Metazoa; Arthropoda; Insecta; Diptera; Drosophilidae
Product: allatostatin-A
Exons: 3
Coding region: 345-812 (155 amino acids)
Molecular function (GO): neuropeptide hormone activity
Source: RefSeq, a predicted model, not a curated record
GAAAAACCCUCGGCUCGCUCAUAUAAAAACGAACGCAUCAGCGCCUGUGGAUUCAAAAGUUAACCGACAUUUCAUCUGUCAACGUGCAGCAGUAACAACGACAAGGAAAGUUCCUGUUUCGGCAAAUAAUAUUUUACUCAUUUUUGAGAAUUUGUGCCCGUGUUUGUGUUCCUGUGUUUCUCAGUGCAUAAAUCAUAAUUGCCUUGGCGGUAAUUUGAGUGUAAUCCGCGAAUAGUUGCAAACACUUUUCUGUUCCAAAGAUUGACAACUGGUCGCCGUUUCUUCAACUUACAGACACAAGUCACAGAAAAAAGGAGGCACGUGCCCGCGACACGUCUAAGACAAUGAAUAUGCUAAAUACUCAAAUGCUCCUGCUGGCGCUAUACUGCCUAGGAUACGUUUGCUGUUCACCGGCCAUCGGGGCGCAAGAACCCAGCAGUCAAAUUGGAAAUGAUGGCGAUGGCGAAAACGAUAUGCUGAUGAGUGCCGUCGAGGAUGGACCAGAGAAUGGUGGUGAUAUCGAUAAAAGGGUGGAACGCUAUGCCUUUGGGUUGGGACGACGUGCCUAUAUGUACACCAAUGGAGGCGCUGGAAUGAAACGUCUGCCAGUGUAUAACUUUGGACUGGGCAAGCGAUCAAGACCAUACUCUUUCGGUCUAGGCAAACGCAAUGAUUAUGACUACGAUCAGGAUAAUGAGAUUGACUAUAGAGCGCAGCCAUUAAGCUUUAUGGGUGCUGCAGGUAGGAGCGGCCGACAGUACAAGCGAACAACGCGUCCACAACCCUUCAACUUUGGUUUGGGUAGGCGUUAAGGCUCCUCACACCAAAACACAAAAACAGAACACAGAUGAUAUACAAAUCACUAUUCCAGCAGUAUGCCAUUUGUGACGGUCAAAGUAAGCUUUGACCAUUACUGAAAAUUGUUGUUACAUGGCUUUGAAUUGCACCACAGUCAACCAUAAAUUGAAUUCGAAAACUAAGGUACAACAAAAAAGAUAUCUUUAAAUCCAGUAUAUUAAUAUGAAAGAAUACCAAUUUAAUUCAAUUCAGUUUAUUAGUAUGAACGAAUACCGAUUAAAGCAAGUUCUUCAUUUGACGCGUUAAUCUGCGCAGUAUUCUUGUUUUAGAUGCAAGAGAUGGAGCCAAGAAAAUUGAAAAACAAAAAAAUUAGAAAAAAAGCAAAAAAAAAAAAAACAUAAAUAAACAAAAACAAUUGGCAUGUGCAAUUAAAUGAUGACAGAAUAUAUAAACGUACAUAACUAUUCAAUUAUAUACUACAUAUUCGAUCUAAUCAUAUUUUAAUAAAUACAUUUUAAUGGGGCAUAAUUAUACUUAAAAAAAAAACAAUUAUACAUACAUUCAUAUGUACACGUUUAUAGUAUAAUACCAAAUAAAAUAUGUGUACUUUUUGGGGCCCUGAGUCCCCUUACUAUUUCGAGCAUUCGAGUGAACACGCAGCCGUAGGAGAAUAAUUCGUUGUACCCGCACGAAGCGCUCAAAACAUAAUAUUUACCAUAGCUAAAAGUAUAAGUAUAUACCAACCUGUUGAAACAAAGUGAUUAUUUUAAUUUAAAUACAUGUAUGUAAUUGUUUUGUGAAUAUAUUUUAAUAAACAGUAAUCUGGGCACUGCAAAACUGUGCAAGCAAAAAUACAAAACCAAAACUUUUCGUUGCAAUAAAACAUAAUCACUUAAUAAACAUUGAACAGUACAUUAAAUUACAUCAUUACGAAACAUCAAUCAACAUUAAAUUACAUCAUAUCAUUACGAAACAUCAAUCAAAACAAUUGUAACAAUUAACUACAGAUUUAUAAUGAGCUCUUCUACUCGUACAGGUAACUUA